AUGGCUGCCAGCCGAGCCUCUCCACCUAUUGCUGCUGUUCCAGCCUCUCCUGCUAUAGCGGCUGGCCCAGCAUCUCCACCUAUGGCUGCCGGCCUACUCUCUCUUGCUAUGGCUGCCGGCCCAGCAUCUUCACCUAUAGCUGCCACCUCAUCUUCUGAAGCUAUGGCUGCCGGCCCAGCAUCUCCAUCUAUAGCUGCCGGCCUUUCUGCUAAAGCUAUGGCUGCCGGCUCAGCCUCUCCACCUAUGCUUGCCAGACCAGCCUCUCCACCUAUGCUUGCCAGCCCAGCCUUUCCAUCUAUGGUUGCCGGCCCAGCAUCUCCACCUAGGGCUGCUGGCCCAGCCUCUCCUGCUAUGGCUGCCGGCCCAGCAUCUCCACCUAUGGCUGCCGGCAUAGCCUCUCCUGCUAUUGCUGCCGGCCCAUCUGCUGAAGCUUUGACUGCCGGCCCAUCUGCUGAAGUUUUGGCUGCCGGCCCAUCUGCUGAAACUUUGGCUGCCGACCCAGCAUCCCCACCUAUAGCUGCCGGUUCAUCUGCUGAAGCUAUGGCUGCCGGCCCAGCAUUUCCACCAAUGGUGGCCGAAACAGCCUCUCCUGCUAUUGCUGCCGGUCCAUCUGCUGAAGCUUUGACUGCCGGCCCAGCAUCUCCACCUAUAGUUGCCAGUCCAUCUGCUGAAGCUAUGGCUGCCGGCCCAGCAUCUUCACCUAUGGCUACCGGCCCAGCCGCUCCACCUUUGGCUGCUGGGACAGCCUCUCAACCUGUGGCCGCUGUCCUAUCCUCUUCUGCUAUGGCUGUCGGCCCAGCAACUCCAGCUAUGGCUGCUGGCCUAGCCUCUCUACCUUCGUAUGCUGGCCCACUUGCUCCAGCUAUUGCUGCUGGCACAGCCUCACCACCUAUGGCUGCUGGCCCUGCCUCUCCAGCUAUGGCUGCCGGCCCACCCACAUCUGCUAUGGCUUUCGGCCCGGCUCCAAAACCAAAACGGAUAAAGACUGAAGCCCAAAAUGCAAAAGAUAUUGCCAUUUGGCAAAAAGCUGCCCUUGGGGCCCACGACCAAAUCCACAACGAUGGCAACACCAACAGCCAUGGCAAGACCAACAGCCAUGGCAAGACCAACAGCCAUGGCAAGACCAACAGCCAUGGCAAGACCAACAGCCAUGGCAAGACCAACAGCCAUGGCAAGACCAACAGCCAUGGCAAGAGCAACAACAGCCACGACAGCAGCCACAACCAUGGCAACAUCAAUCAUGGGAACAACAACAACAGCAACAGCCAUGGCAGCAGCCACAACCAUGGGAACAACAAGAACAACACCAGCAAUUCGCCACUGACUCUUACCCAGUGA
Messenger RNA from Daphnia magna, 1338 nucleotides. RefSeq names its product calphotin-like. The coding region runs from base 1 to 1338 and encodes 445 amino acids. The record is from RefSeq and is a predicted model, not a curated record. The transcript has 2 exons. NCBI's taxonomy places the organism in Eukaryota, Metazoa, Arthropoda, Branchiopoda, Diplostraca, Daphniidae.